UUUCUCUCUUUCUCUAGCUCUCUGGUUUGGAACUAUAAGGUCCGAGUCAAUAUUAUUGUCUUAAUAUCUAGGGUUUUGGUGAAACCCUAACAAGCCGAGAGAAUGGAAGAUAAUGUAGUGGAGGAGUUAAUGACUAUAGAAGUGGAAUUAGAAGAAGUUCAAGACCAGAUAAAGAUAUUGCUUGAUCGGCAAGAGAAAUUGUACGAGCGGCAAUCUGAAUUGAAAUCGCUAUUAGAUGAAUGUAAAACAUUUGGAAGUCCUUCAGGUGUUGGCGUUCCACUUCCUGUAGAGAAUUGGUCUGGGCAGUUCGAAUGGGAUUCUAGAGCUGAUGAGGUUAGAUUCAAUACCUUUGGGAUACCCACGUAUCGCGCAAAUCAGAGAGAGAUAAUAAAUGCAGUAAUGAGUGGGAGGGAUGUCCUGGUGAUAAUGGCUGCAGGUGGUGGCAAGAGUCUAUGUUACCAACUUCCUGCUCUUCUCCAUGAUGGUGUGGCUCUUGUUGUCAGUCCUUUGCUUUCUCUUAUACAGGAUCAGGUGAUGGGUUUGACAGCUUUAGGAAUUCCUGCUUACAUGUUGACAUCGACAACUAGUAAGGAUAAUGAGAAAUUUGUUUAUAAGGCUCUUGAGAAAGGUGAAGGAGCGCUUAAGAUCUUAUAUGUUACGCCGGAAAAGGUAUCAAAGAGCAAGAGAUUCAUGUCAAAGCUUGAAAAGUGCUAUAAUGCUGGUCGUCUUUCUCUUAUUUCUAUUGAUGAGGCCCAUUGCUGUAGUCAGUGGGGCCAUGACUUUCGUCCUGAUUACAAGAACCUUGGAAUUUUGAAGACUCAGUUUCCAAAUGUUCCAAUAAUUGCUCUUACUGCAACUGCUAUCAAAAAAGUCCAAACAGAUCUGGUAGAGAUGCUACAUAUCGCGAAGUGUGUAAAGUUUGUCAGCACAGUAAACAGACCUAAUCUAUUUUAUAUGGUACGAGAAAAAUCUUCUGUAGGGAAGGUGGUCAUUGAUGAAAUUGCAGAUUUUAUACAAGGUUCCUAUCCAAAUAAUGAAUCUGGGAUUGUUUAUUGCUUCUCGAGAAAGGAAUGUGAGCAGGUUGCACAUGAAUUACGUCAACGAGGAAUUUCCGCUGAUUAUUAUCAUGCAGACAUGGAUGUAAAUGCUCGUGAAAAAGUUCAUAUGCGGUGGAGUAAUAACAAGCUGCAGGUCAUUGUGGGAACGGUAGCUUUUGGCAUGGGAAUUAACAAACCAGAUGUCAGGUUCGUCAUCCAUCAUAGCCUGAGUAAAUCAAUGGAGACAUAUUACCAGGAAAGUGGCCGAGCUGGGCGGGACGGGCUUCCUUCUGAAUGUUUGCUCUAUUUUAGGCCCGGAGAUGUUCCUCGGCAGAGUUCGAUGGUCUUCUACGAGAAUUCUGGUUUGCAGAACCUGUAUGAUAUAGUCAGAUAUUGUCAGUCCAAACGAGAGUGCCGUCGAAGCUCUUUUUUCAGGCACUUUGCUGAGCCUAUACAAGAUUGCAAUGGAAUGUGCGACAAUUGUGCGUAUGGAAGGGAUCUUAAGGAAGUGGAUGUCACACGUCAUGCGAAAGUUAUGAUCUCUAUACUGCAGGAAGUGCAAGAGAGUGAACAGAGAGCAACUAUGUUGCAACUAAUGGACAAGGUGAAGGUCAAGCAUAAGGAGCUAGCUUCUGAGUUAAAGAGAGGGGAAUCGGAGCAGCUUAUCAUUCAGCUACUCGUGGAUCGUGUUUUGAAAGAAGAGUUUCAGCACACAGCAUACACAACAAAUGCUUAUGUAACAAUAGGACCGCUGUGGAAACAAGUACAUACGGGGAGAAAGACAGUUAAACUAGAAAUUUGCAGCGGAAUAAAGGGAAACACUGGUAACAAAAAAGCUACUAAACGCACUGUGUCUUUAUCAGGCUUGGAAGUAAAGCUUGAUGAACUACGUAGAGAACUCUCUUCCGUUCAUGGGGGAAUAUUCCCACACUCUGUCUUGUCGACUCAACAAAUCAGCAUGUUAAGCUCCCAAAAACCUACUUCGAAUGCGCAGUUGGAAAGUAUAAUUGGGAAGUUGAAGACGGACAAGUAUGGUAGUAGAAUUCUUGAACAAAUUCAGAACUAUGUGGGGCAGUCUGAUGGUGAUCUGCCAAAUGAAGUUGUUCAAUCUGAAAAGAGACCUAGCAAGAGAUUCAAGAGGCAAAAUGCUCCUGUUCUCAUCGAGAGUAGCGAGGAUGAGGGAUAAAGUUCUGUUUACCAAAAGGUGAAGAGGCAACAGUCUCCUGUUUUCAUUUGAGAACAGGUGUCCUGUUUCCAUUGAGAGCAGUGAAGAUGGGGGAUAAAGUUCUCUUUAUAUCCGAAAACAGCGAGACUCUUACAUUUAGCUCAGUACCGCGCCUCGUGUAUAUUGGCAUUUUUGUAGUGGUUCACUUUAAUAAAUUCUUCUCUUUUCUUAUAAGUUUUCAUGAUUUCAAAUUAAUUUUAGAUUUUGAAUUUUCUUUCUCA
This is a messenger RNA of Papaver somniferum (opium poppy), 2483 nucleotides long. RefSeq names its product mediator of RNA polymerase II transcription subunit 34. The record is from RefSeq and is a predicted model, not a curated record. Lineage: Eukaryota; Viridiplantae; Streptophyta; Magnoliopsida; Ranunculales; Papaveraceae. Gene Ontology annotation, molecular function: ATP binding; 3'-5' DNA helicase activity; four-way junction helicase activity. Gene Ontology annotation, biological process: double-strand break repair via homologous recombination. Gene Ontology annotation, cellular component: chromosome; mediator complex; cytoplasm. The transcript is spliced from 19 exons. The coding region runs from base 103 to 2223 and encodes 706 amino acids.